Messenger RNA from Uncinocarpus reesii 1704, 1248 nucleotides. RefSeq lists its product as uncharacterized. The coding region runs from base 1 to 1248 and encodes 415 amino acids. Gene Ontology annotation, molecular function: protein binding. The record is from RefSeq and is a predicted model, not a curated record. NCBI's taxonomy places the organism in Eukaryota, Fungi, Ascomycota, Eurotiomycetes, Onygenales, Onygenaceae. The transcript is spliced from 2 exons.
AUGCGCUUCCCAUAUCGGGCUACGGCUCCGUCGGCAUUUUCCCGUCUCACAAGCAUCCAGUGCCGGUAUGCAAGUGGUCAAGCCUUUAAGGCACCGUCCCUUCGAGGCCAGGGACGAAGGCGGAUGCCAGAUUAUGGAUCAGUUCCUAGUCCCCCGCUGGAACUGUUCACGUCAGCAACAGAAAGCGGUUUCAAUCUCCAAUGGAUGGAAGCCAUCGAUAUCGCUCGGAAAUGUAUAAGUGCUGCCAAAGAAAGCACGGAGACCUCUACCCCGAAUCUGGUUAAGGAUAUUCACAGCGAUCUUCACAAAAUUACCAUGGUGGCCGCUAUACUUCAACGCUCUCCUAGGCACCAUAUUGUGUCUGAAUGGUUAUUGCCUAAAGUAGCUCAUGCUGGGGAGCCAAUGGCUAUUCUUAUUCUUAGUUCUCGAUUGCUCAAUUCCAAGGCCGAUAAUGAAGCAUGGUUGCUUCGGAAACUUGAAGUCCUUGCUCAGCAGGCGAAGAUCUGGCCUGCUAUGGUACUGUACGGAUCCAUUCUGGAAUCUAAAGGCCAAUUACAAAGCGCAGUAAACUGGUAUCAGAAAGCCGUUGAAGUAGCAGAGCUGUCGGAGCCCUCAGAGACUUCCAACUACCUCUUUUCAACUUCAAUAUCCCGAAUUCGUCAGCCUUUUGAGGCAUAUGCUGAACUGAAACUAAAGCUCGGCGAAAUCGAUGAUGCGGAAAGGGCUGCCGAACUAGGUGCAUUACGAUAUGAUCGGUCCCAAAGUUUUGCGAUUCUUCUUGCUACACUCCUUAAAACGGAGCGUGGUUCGGACAAAAUUGAAGAAUAUCUCACAAAAUGUGCUAUGGGGGAUGGUAACAUGGAAGCUCGUUAUCAUCUGGGCAAAAUUUACCUUCUUUGGCAUCUCGGCUUGGAGAGGUUCGAAGCCAUUAGUGUCCCUGACGAAUAUCUAUCAAGACCAAUACUCCAAAAGUUGUUGUCCGUCUCUUCUCGAUACUAUUCCCCUAAUGAUUUCUGCAAUAUGGCGAAAGAGUGGUUCCAUCUUGCUAUCACUCAAGGGCACGUACUAUCUAUGCUGCAAAUGGCGUUCUUGCUCCGCGAAGAAAAUAAAAAUCACGAAGGGACGCUUUAUCUUGACUCCGUCGAAGAACACCCGAAAUACGCACAGAUGGUUGUCAAAUUGCGAGAUAUUUGGGACAAAUCAGACGUUGAUGUUAGUGCAAUCACACGAAAAUCCGUCGAGCCAUAG